AUGCUGUCUCAAUGCGUGUUUCUUACAGACCGCGACGGCAUCUUGUUGCGCAAUGAGCCUGUUCCUCCAGCUGCCGACUCGAAGUUUCUGGAUUUUGCCACGCUUCACGGUGAGGAAUUGCCGGGCGAGUUAGUGUUCGUCUCGGUCGCCUGGUCACCAUCGAUGUUGUCAUCGUCGGCUUCUCCCCGACCGGACGUCGAGCGGAUUGUCAAUCACGAGAGUAUGCGCGCUAAGUCGAGUGGAUCUCGUGGACACGACGGUAUUUCUCUGGACGAUUGUUUCCGGAACUUUGUCAAGCCGGAGACGCUCGACCAGGCCAAUUUGUGGUACUGCAGCAAGUGCAACGAGCACCGACAAGCACGCAAAACCAUGGAGAUGUGGCGGCUACCAGACGUGCUAGUGCUUUCGCUCAAGCGGUUCGAGUAUCGCAAUGAAAUCUUGCGCGACAAGUUGGAUGUGUACGUGGACUUCCCGCUGGAGGGUCUAGACAUGUCCCCGUACUGUCUCGAAAAGAGCGACGACAAGGACCAUCUUAGCUACGACCUGUUCGCCGUGAGCAAUCACUAUGGCAGUAUGGGCUUCGGUCACUACACCGCAUUUGCCAAGAGCUGGAAGGACGAAGGCGAGAUGUAUCCGGGUUGGUACUCGUUUGACGACAGUCUGGUGGCGCCAGCGAUGCCCAACCAGGUCAAGUCCAACGCAGCAUACAUUUUGUUCUACAAACGCAAGAACCUCCAGGUGGAGCCAACUCGUAGUAACAAGACUAAACAGAGUUAG
Messenger RNA from Phytophthora infestans T30-4, 777 nucleotides. RefSeq names its product ubiquitin-specific protease, putative. Bases 1 to 777 code for a protein of 258 amino acids. The record is from RefSeq and is a predicted model, not a curated record. Gene Ontology annotation, molecular function: cysteine-type deubiquitinase activity. Lineage: Eukaryota; Oomycota; Peronosporomycetes; Peronosporales; Peronosporaceae. Gene Ontology annotation, biological process: protein deubiquitination. The transcript has a single exon.